Bubalus bubalis (water buffalo) is the source of this 6819-nucleotide messenger RNA. RefSeq names its product KIAA0825 ortholog. The transcript is spliced from 21 exons. The record is from RefSeq and is a predicted model, not a curated record. The coding region runs from base 277 to 4053 and encodes 1258 amino acids. Lineage: Eukaryota; Metazoa; Chordata; Mammalia; Artiodactyla; Bovidae.
UGACACUUCCGGGUGGUUGUCAGUGACGCUCUCGAGCUGUCGUCAGGGUCUUCCAAGCAGGUUCCCUGGCUGGAUCCGGACUCGCGGGCCAAGCUCCUGCUAGCACCGCGCCGAAGGUUGGGAGACUGGUGUGCUUUGUAUGUUUUGGCAAAAAGCUGCUGAAGACACUGACGAAAAGGCAGCUCUUCUACUGACACCUUAGAAGGAAAUAAGUUACCACCUACGUUAGGAUUAGAAGACCAGCUCGUUCUUAGAAUCUUCUGAAACAAAAUUAGGAUGGAUUGGGGAGAUGAAUAUCCCCACAAUUCUUUUGACCUACAUUGUUUGUUAAAUUCAUUUCCUGGAGACUUGGAGUUUAAGCAGAUCUUCAGUGACAUUGAUGAAAAGAUAGAACAAAAUGCUAGAAGCAUAGAACAUUGCAUUAAAGAAAUACAGUCUGAAGUUAACAAACAGUGUCCAGAUGUACAGCUGCGAACGACGACUGACUGUUUUGAAUGGCUAAAUAAUUAUAAUUCAUCCAAAUCACCAUCCAUUCCCCAUGGAGAUUUGAUAAAAUUUCUCAAAAUACUGCGAGAUUUGUUGAAGAAUGAACAAAAUCAAGAAGAAAUGGUGUUGAAUUUACUUUGGGACCUCUCCUGCCAGAGCAGUGUUUCAUUCCCAUCCACUGUAAGUGGAGCAUCUUUUCAUUUCCUCUCUAGGACUUCUCUUCACUCUGUUGAAGAUCAUUCCUCAAUGGAUGUAAAGUCUGUGUGGGAUGAUAUAAGACUACAUCUUCGACGCUUCUUAGUGAACAAAUUACAAAGCCACAAUGAAAUAAACAAUUCACAGCAAAAAAUUUUGUUGAAAAAUCAGUGCAUACAGCAACUCUUAUUUCUUUAUCCAGAAUCAGAAGUUACAAGCAAGUACCAAAGCAUACAGAAUAAACUGUUGACCAAACUUCUGCAGAACUGUUUUCCUUCUUUUAGCAGAGAAUCAAAUUUAGACAUAAUGGCUGAUAGAUACCAAGGUACAAUGCUUAAGUUAUACUCAAUGAUAAAAGAGGAUUUUAACACACUACAUGAAAUUUUAGCUCCAUCCUCAACAGUGAAAUUCAUUAAAGAAACUUACCUGGCAACUGUUACAGAAGAAAUGGCAAAAUUUCUUGAAAAUUUUUGUGAGCUGCAGUUCAAAGAAAGUGCUGUCCGUGUGGUUAAAACAAGCAAGAGCUCCAGCAGGCAUAGAGGAACAGUGCAUGCUUUGGUUAUUCCUGAAUACCCACAGAAAGGAAGAAACUUCUUCCUCUCCUUAGAUGAACUCAAGUUCUUAUCACAGCUAGUAAAAUCAUUUUUGAAGUUGGAAAAAAAUGUUGAGGAGUUGUUUGAAGAAAUGUUCUUAUGGCUCCGGAUACCCAGGAAUACUUCAGGAAUUUUGGAGACAUCCAAUAGAGAAGUUGUAGUAGAGAAACCUAGAACAAAUGAGACCAGUAUUACUUCAGAGCAACUGCUACCAGUAACAGAGGCUACUUUAUUAGAUUUUGGCUGGAGAAGUGCAUUUAAAAAAGUAUCUCUUCCCAUGGCACAUAGUAUAACAACAGCCAUUGAAGAUUUUUCUGCAAAAAUUCUCCAACAGGAACAGAAUGAAAGGUUUUCAACUGUCAGCUAUGCUUUGGACCUUGUAAAUGUCCUGCCAGUUUGGCAAGAUAGCUAUGUGGUUCCUGAAGCAGACCAACCAAAGAAAAUUGCAAAGUUUUGUUCUGACAUCAUGGAAAAACUUGACAUAAUGCUUCCACUGGCUCUGGCAUGCAGAGAUGAUUCUUUUCAGGAAAUUAGAGCAAACUUUGUGGAGGCCUGUUGUAAAGUGGCAACAGCUGUCCUGGCCAGACUGCAGGAGAGAAGCAAGGAGUUUCCCUCCAAAGCACCCCUGAAAAACCUGCACACCCUGCUCUCCACGGCUGUGUAUGUCUUCCAGCGUUUUAUGCAAUAUGAUCAUGUGAUGAAAGAAAAUGCUAAGAAACCCAUAUUCCUGGUGCCUAUCCAGCGAUACCAGGAAUUCAUCAACAGUCUGCAGUUUCAGGUUACGGACUACUGCGUCAGAGUUUGUGCUACAAGCAUUUUACAGGACGCUGAGAGCCACCAUUGGGAUGACUACAAAGCUUUUUAUGAGGGGGAAAGAUGCUCCUUCUCGCUCCAGAUGUGGCAUUAUUUCUUCUGGGCACUUCAUCACGAUCUCUGGACCAUCCUGCCCCCUAAAUUAGCCCAGGAGAUACUAGCAGAAGUUCUGGAGAAGUCUUUGGGUCUCCUGGCCUCCAGAUAUGCCCAGGCCCAUCCCAGUUAUAAGAGAACCCUACAGAUAAGACUUGAUGUCACAACAAUUUUAAUUUGCACUGAGAACAUGUUAUGGUCAGUUUGCACAUCUGUACAGAAGCUUUUGAAUCCUCAUGCAUAUGUAGAUGAUAAAAUUUUUAAAAUUCAUACCCACUGUAAUAAUCUCUUCACAACAUUAGUUAUUUUGACUUCACCAUUAACACAAUUACACCAGACUUUUCAGCAUGGCCUGGGCGAUUCUUCUUCAGAUGCCUUGAAGCCAAUUUUCAAGCAACCAUUACAUUGGCUUUCCUGCAUAUCCCAUUUCUACCCUUCUUUACUCAGGACUCCAUCAGCUGGACGACUGACAGCCGAGGGUCAACUGAAACUGCUCUUAUCCCAGCCAGGUUGUAAUUGGAACCUGCUUCUGGAAACCCUACUGCAUCACGAUGGUCUUUUACUAAGAAUCUUGCUAAAGAGCUCAAAAUGUACCUUUCAAGAACAAGGUUCCAAUACAGAAAAUAAUCUGAACCAAGGAUCCAGUUUGAUAGAAGCUGUCUUUCAAGUAUUGUACCGCUGCACUUUCUCUCCACAAACGUUUGGAAAUGUCUUUGUGAGUUACAUGGAAGAAGAACAAUUAUGGGACUUGUUAUACAACAUUCCAGCCUCAACACGCAGAGAGUCCGAGGUGGCGGUCGUCCGAUGCCUGAGACUGGCACUGACGGACGCCGUCAAGGACGUUGUGCAGCAGGUCGUGUCUGUGAUGAGCUCUGGGAGCAGCUGUGAGACGAACCUGAACAAGCACAGCGUUCCUGAAGGUCUGCGUGAGAGCAUUCCGAAAGAAUGGAAUUACAUUCCAAAAGAAACCAAAAGGAAAGAAUCAAGCGAAGGCUUCACAAGGCUUGCUGCUCAGGCAGUAUCUAUUGUAAUCAGCAAGUUACCUACAGUGAUUGCAUGCUUGCCUCCCCCAAUUAAAUACUUCUUUUUUCUGUCUGAGAGAAAAAUGUCAGAAAACUUCGUUGAAUUGAAGAAAGCUGGCCUGCUUGUCUGGAACUUGAUUGUAAUUAUAUGUCGGAUAUUUGAGGAUGGAAACACUGUUGAACUUUUAACAGGUGCCUCCCUUGACAGAUGGAGUAAAGAGAAACUCGGUUUAGUCUGUGUGUGUUUGAAAAGCAUCACGGGAGAGCAGACGAGUAGCCCUAAUCAAAUGACCCAAAAGGUUAUACGGAGCAUCGAGCAGCAGAAACCCAAAUGGGUUGAAUGCCAGUUGUUGAGAGCAAGGAAACUGAGCACCGAAUGUGCAUUUAUGACAAUAGAGAAAAGCACAGCCUUAGAAGAAGGAGAUAUCGCUCUUGAACUGACUGAGCAGAAAAUAAACAUGAUGGUCCUGGAUAUCUGCCACAAACCAGGUGGCAGCGAAUACCUGAGGCAAAUUUAUCACAUCAUGCGGCUCAAUGAGGUAUAUUUAAAAGAACAGCUGUUUUCUAUGAAUGGUUCAGAGGAAAAGCCAUUACCCAUCCAACCUUUAAAGACGACCUUGAGGAGUGUGGAAGAUCAGCCCUCUGCUUUUAACCCUUUCCGUGUGUACAAAGAGUUCAGUAAAAGCAUGCUUGAUCAGUCAGCCAUCACCAAAUGGAACUGGAAUUGGUCAAACUUGCUGCCAAAUUAUCUGGGACUGGAUAAGAUGACCUUCAGUGUACUGCUCAAAAACAGGGGACACCUACUAUGUGCCAAACACUAUCUGAGGAGCCACAUGAACAAGAGGCGGUGAAACAAGAUAAAAUCACUUCUGCUGUGGACUGUACAUCCCAGAGGAGGGAAGCGAGACCAUGAAUAACUCAAUAAGUAAAUAAGCAAGGAAAGAAGAAAGCAAAGUAUUAGAAAGAAAGCAAAAUAAUAUUCAGAGCAUGAUGAAGAAGGAGCUUCUUUAGACAGGAGUUGUAAAGAAAGGCCCUUCUGAGGAGGAAGCAUUUUUUUGAGACUUUAGCCAUGAGACGAGCUUUCCAAGCAAAGAGAAUACCAAGUGCCAAAGAACUGGGGGUGGGAAAAAGCCUGGCACGUAUGAGAAACAGAAAGAAGCAAGUUUGGCUUCACGGGUGUGCAACCUGGGUGGUUCCACAGGUUUCCAUGAUGGAAGAGCCCAGUUUAAUACUCUCUUAGCAUCACCAUGAAAUUCAUUAUCAUUUUGUAACAAGGGAUCUCCCAUUAUUCCUACAAAUUACAUAGCCAGUCCUGGAAAGAAGGUUAAUAGAGUUGAAGGGUGUGUGUGUGCUUUGGUUGGGUGGGGGUGGAUGUGCAUUAAAAAAUAAGGCCAGUAAGUGAUAAUUAUGGGCAUGUGUGGUACUGGCACCAGUUGAGUUUUUGAAAGAUUAGUUGCACCUAACAAUACAGUCAUUUUUGUUUGAUAGGUAGAAAAUGGAAACACUAUUUUUCAUCUAUGUUUAGCCAAAUCCUCCAUACAGAUGAUAAAUUCCUUAAGGGUAAUGUUGGUCUCUUCUGUGUAUUGUGUACACUUCACAGCACCAUGUGAUCAGAUAUUCCACAAAUACUAAUUGCAGCCAAAAGGAAUUUGUAUUCUCUUUUAACCUGGUAGGGCUUCUUUUGAGGAAAAAAGAGGGGCACAUUUAGUGUUCAGAUUUGAAUUCUUGCUUUCUUCUCAUAGUUACAUUGUAGUACCAAAUCUGCCUGACCAUUUUAACAAUUAGGUCAAAUCAUAUAAAACUUCUGAUAUUCGACCAUUUUUUUGACCUAGAGAAUGGCAAUUUCCAUGGCUCACAGAAGAUUGACAUUGCAGGUUUAUUUAAGAAAAUAAAACGCAAGUCUUCCGAGCAUCUUUGUAACCCCUGCUGGAUUUAUGUAACAGAGGGAGAAACAACGAGAACAGGGCUGUUCAUUAGCACACCGUGCUGAGCAGUGCCGUCAGGCCCGCACCCAUGGGCCUCCUUAGAGGGAAAUCCAUGUUGCAGCAAAGCCUUUCUGCCAGUCAGCAACUCCCCACCCGCCAAUAAUGGAGACCAUGGCUUGAGACCCACUUCUACUACAUUCUGCAUUACAGCAAGUGAUGAGUUGCCGGGAGUUACUGUGUGAGUGGCCCAAGUCCAUGCCAUGGCUCAGAGGCGCAGCAGGCCAAAGGGCUCGGGUCUACGCACUGUUGUUGACUGAUAACCCUUCCAGUUGGCAAAUCUAUUUCCAUUUGUUGAUGGCCAUGGUGACUUACCCAGUGAUUACCAAUGACAUUAUGGGAUCAUGGCAACAGAAUUUUGCCAGCAGGGGGUUAUAUCAGGAUUUCUCUGAUUAGGAGAGAGGUGAUUUUAGAAUUCAAACGAGGCAAUGAAUGACAAAUUCUCAAAAAACCUUCUGCGUAGAGGCUUUUGUGGUUUGCUUCUUAACUUUUCCUUUGAAAGGGUUCUUGGUUCUAAAUAAGCAUGGUCAAGCUGCUUCUUCCCCAGUGCUCUUACAUUUUAGCAGUACACUAAAAUCCAUUCAUUUAUGGAUUUUAUAUUUCCACUUGCAUGUUCUUUUUCUUGUGCUUUUUGCUUUCUUCCCUUUCUCAAAAUCUUCUACUCUUUGAACAUUUCAAACCUAUCUAUCUAUACAUUCCUGAAGUCAGUAGUGGGAUUAGGAAAUAUGGUAUUAGUAACCUAGAGAAAAUGAAAAACUCCUAAGACAGUUUGCCUUACCUCAAAAACACUUCUUAAAUGUUUUCAUGAUCCCCCUUUCUAUUAUCCCCAUUACUGGUCAUAGCCUUCUGCGGAGGGUGACUACAUAAUAUCUAUUUAUCCCCAGAACUCUGGGAUACAAGCAUGUGUUUGAUUCCCCCCCUCUAAACUCAAGCUACUCACAACCUCCAAAUAAAAAGUGAUUAAAAAAUUCCAACCAUUUAGAUAUUGAAAUCUGUAUAGUUUUCCUUUUGAACUUUACACUGGUGUUAGAAAUACUCCUCAAAUGAAUGAAUGAUCUCAAAGAACUUACACAGAGAUUUUUUUAAAUGUUCAAAGCAGGUACUCAUAAUCUGGUCCUGGGGAGUCAAGGAAGGCUUCCUGACAUGUUAGCUGAAAUUAAACCUAUUUAAGAGUCUGCACAUGCCUCCUUUCUCCCUAGAUCCAUGCAACCCUAAAUAAAAGGCUGAUAUACUUCAAGAUUGCUUUCCACAGAGCACCAUGCCCUGACCAGCAUUUACUUCUUUCUGUUUUCCUUUUCCAAAGAACCUGUUCUCUUCUCUGGCUACAAAGGGCUUGUUUAAACCUUUCAUGCUACUUUAUUAUUAAGCAAAGGUUGCAUGUUCUGUGGUUGAUUGCAAGUUGUAAAUAACAUGAUAAACAGUCAAGUGCAAGGUUAACUUUUAGAGACAAAGUACACUUAGGCCAAAGGAAUGACUCUCUAAGAGUAGGAAUUUCAGCAACUAUGGCAGGUGAAACAGUAUGAACACUAUGAAAAGGCAAAAUGAUAGGAUACUGAAAGGAGAACUCCCGGGUCGGAAGGUGCCCAAUAUGCUACUGGAGAUCAGUGGAGAAAUAACUCCAGAAAGAAUGAAAGG